UUGACUGCCGCGAUGAAGCCCACGGUGGAUGAGAUAUUUCCUGAGGGUGUGGGUCCUUAUGUGGACCUCGACGAGGCUGGAGGAAGUACAGGUCUGUUGAUGGAUUUAGCGGCCAAUGAAAAGGCAGUACACACAGACUUCUUUAACAGUUUUGAAGAUAUGUUUGAUGAUGAUGAUAUCCAGUGAAAAUCCCCUUCCAGCAGUGUGGUGCUAAAUAUUUAAACGUCUAUGUUCAAAAUGAAAAGGAGCUGUGAAUAUUGCGUCUGAGAUGUGAAAGAACGUGACAACAUGGCUAAAGAUGGAUGAAGG
This is a messenger RNA of Euleptes europaea (tarantolino), 309 nucleotides long. Its product is annotated as COP9 signalosome complex subunit 9-like. The transcript has a single exon. NCBI's taxonomy places the organism in Eukaryota, Metazoa, Chordata, Lepidosauria, Squamata, Sphaerodactylidae. Gene Ontology annotation, biological process: negative regulation of protein neddylation. The record is from RefSeq and is a predicted model, not a curated record. The coding region runs from base 13 to 186 and encodes 57 amino acids.